Molecule: messenger RNA, 1065 nt
Organism: Knipowitschia caucasica
Lineage: Eukaryota; Metazoa; Chordata; Actinopteri; Gobiiformes; Gobiidae
Source: the annotation of a GenBank genome assembly
AUGGGAUGUACGCUGAGCGCCGAGGAGCGCGCUGCUCUGGACAGGAGCAAAGCCAUCGAAAAAAAUCUGAAAGAAGACGGAAUGGUCGCAGCAAAGGACGUGAAACUGCUGCUACUCGGCGGUGGAGAGUCCGGAAAAAGUACCAUUGUCAAACAGAUGAAGAUUAUCCAUGAAGAUGGCUUUUCCGGGGAUGAUGUGAAGCAGUAUAAGCCAGUGGUCUACAGCAACACCAUUCAGAGCUUGGCUGCCAUCCUUCGAGCCAUGGACUCGUUGGGCAUUGAGUUUGGUGACAAAGACAGAAAAGCGGAUGCAAAGUUAGUGUGUGAUGUAGUCAGUCGUAUGGAGGACACAGAACCAUACUCUGCAGAGCUUCUGACUGCCAUGAAGCGUGUAUGGGCAGAUGCUGGAACACAAGAGUGCUUUAAUCGUGCUCGUGAAUACCAGCUUAAUGAUUCGGCCCAAUACUACCUGGAUAGUUUAGACCGGAUUGGAGCGGCAGACUACCAGCCCACAGAGCAAGACAUCCUGAGAACCAGAGUGAAAACCACUGGUAUUGUCGAAACCCACUUCACUUUCAAAAACCUUCAUUUCAGGCUUUUUGACGUGGGAGGUCAGCGCUCAGAAAGAAAGAAGUGGAUCCACUGCUUUGAAGAUGUAACAGCCAUUAUCUUCUGUGUGGCUUUGAGUGGAUAUGAUCAGGUCCUUCAUGAAGAUGAGACUACAAAUCGCAUGCACGAAUCACUUAUGCUGUUCGACUCCAUCUGCAACAACAAGUUCUUCAUUGACACCUCCAUCAUCCUCUUCCUUAACAAAAAAGAUCUUUUUGCUGAGAAGAUUAAGAAAUCCCCUCUGACUAUCUGCUUUCCAGAAUACACAGGUGCUAAUACUUAUGAUGAUGCUACAGCAUAUAUACAGGUUCAGUUUGAGAGUAAAAACCGCUCCCCCAACAAGGAGAUCUAUUGCCACCUGACCUGUGCCACAGACACAGGGAACAUCCAGGUAGUGUUUGAUGCCGUCACUGACAUCAUUAUUGCAAAUAACCUUAGAGGAUGUGGCUUGUAUUGA